AUGAAGGAUGCCAGCCAGGAUUUUCCAGUUCACAUCUUCUUCUGGUAUUUUGAAUCCCAGAAAACCCCGUCAGUAUCGCCCCUCGCUGUCUGGCUAAAUGGUGGCCCGGGAACAUCAUCCAUGGUCGGAUUGUUUACUGAGAACGGGCCCUGUCAUAUGAACAGUGACUCGAGGACGACGAGGGAAAAUGCGUGGUCUUGGAACAAGGAAACCAAUAUGCUUUAUAUCGACCAACCUGUCCAGACGGGCUUCAGUUACGACAGCUUGACCAACGGAACCCUGGAUUUGGAGAAUGGCGUCAUCGUACCUGGCGGCCGGUCGAAGAAGCCCACAAUGCUUCCCGGAACAUUUAGUAGCCAGAACACCAACUCCACAGCCAAUACCACCGUGAAUGCGGCCAGACACAUGUGGAAUUUCAUGCAAAUCUGGGCGCAAGAGUUCGAUGUCUACCGCCAAUCAGCCCAGAAUGACCAAAUCAGUCUCUGGACGGAGUCCUACGGUGGCCGGUUCGGCCCAGGAUUUGCUGCGUAUUUCCAGGCGCAGAACAGACGCAUUAAGGAAGGGACCCUGCGUGGGAGAGUCCUCCGCCUGGAUACCCUGGGCAUCAUCAACGGUUGCGUUGACCUGUUCACCCAACAGCCAGCAAACCCUGAGUACGCGUACGACCGGAAUACGUAUGGAAUCCAAGGUAUUGAUCGGGACCGUUAUCUACGAGCGCUGGAAGCCCACUUCCGGAAAGGCGGAUGCUUAGAUCAGAUCGUGAACUGCCAACAGCUAGCGGAGGCUCUGGAUCCUGGCGUGUGGGGAAACGCUCGUACGGUGAACACGGCCUGCAAAAAAGCAAGUGACCUGUGUCAAAACGAUAUAGACGGCGUUUAUAGGAACCAGGAAAAGUGGGCCUAUUACGAUAUCGCCCAUUGUUUUCUCAACCCAUUUCCUCCUAGAUUCUACGCGGGAUACUUGGCCGAUGACAAGAUUCUGAGGGCCCUCGGGGUGCCCGUUAACUACACCGACACGUCGACCGCAGUUAGGAACGCAUUCAAUGCUACGGGGGACUAUGCGAGGAAUGAUAUAGGCGGGUACCUUGCAGAUAUCGCGAGUCUGGUCGAUUCUGGAGUCAGUGUAGCUCUGGUGUAUGGCGACCGCGAUUUCGCCUGUAACUGGAUUGCAGGGGAACGAGUCAGCCUUGCCGUCAAUCAUCGGCACUCAAACCGAUUUAAAGCUGCUGGCUACGCCAAUAUCCAAACGGACUCCUCGCAAAGCGUGAAAGGGCAAGUCCGUCAACAUGGGGGUUUUUCUUUCAGUCGUAUUUUCCAUGCCGGGCACAUGGUUCCCUCUUACCAACCAGUCACAGCGUACGAAAUAUUCCAUCGGGCCAUGUUUCGUAAGGAUAUCGCGACGGGUACGAUCGAUAUCUCUCUUGAUCCGGACUACUCCACAAAUGGUACCCUCCAGUCUACGCUCCCAGAAACCCCUCCGCCCAUGCCUUCUCCAACCUGUUAUUUCUGGUCUUUACAGUCGACCUGUGGGCGGAAUCAAAUAGAGGCGGUAGCAUCAGGACAUGCUAUAGUCCAUCAAUACAUCAUUUCCUACCCGUCGCAGGAUAACGGGGCUUGUCCAGGAGCCUCCAUAAAAGCCCAGGACGACAAACAGCUUGCCAAGAGUGGGCGAGACGAGCUAUAG
Messenger RNA from Aspergillus tanneri, 1683 nucleotides. RefSeq lists its product as uncharacterized. Gene Ontology annotation, cellular component: fungal-type vacuole. The record is from RefSeq and is a predicted model, not a curated record. Bases 1 to 1683 code for a protein of 560 amino acids. Gene Ontology annotation, biological process: proteolysis. Gene Ontology annotation, molecular function: serine-type carboxypeptidase activity. The transcript has a single exon. NCBI's taxonomy places the organism in Eukaryota, Fungi, Ascomycota, Eurotiomycetes, Eurotiales, Aspergillaceae.